AUGUCGUUCUUCAUUGAAAACCCUAAUGUGGGCAACCACAGCCACUUGGAAGACUCGCGAAUUGCUGGCUACAAUCCCCUCACCGCGCCCAACGUUCUCCAACAUGAGAUCGCCAUGACAGAGAAGUCACGAAAGACUGUGCUACAGGGUCGUGAUGAAGCAGUUGCAAUUGUCCAUGGCACCGACAAGAAGGAGCGCUUGAUGGUCGUCGUUGGACCGUGCUCAAUUCACGAUCCGGAUAUGGCCCUGGAAUACUGCGACCGCCUGAUGAAGCUGAAGGAGAAAUACACAGAUGACCUGUUGAUUGUUAUGCGCUCUUACCUGGAGAAGCCUCGCACUACAGUUGGCUGGAAGGGUCUGAUCAACGACCCGGAUAUCGACAACAGCUUCAAGAUUAACAAGGGUUUGCGCACAUCACGUCAGCUCUUCGUUGAUCUGACCGACAAGGGUAUGCCCAUUGCCAGUGAGAUGCUUGAUACUAUCUCUCCACAAUUCUUGGCCGAUUGUUUGUCCGUCGGCGCCGUCGGUGCCCGCACCACUGAGUCUCAGGUCCACCGUGAGCUGUCCUCGGGUCUGUCCUUCCCUGUCGGCUUCAAGAACGGCACGGACGGUUCACUGGAUGUCGCGGUCGAUGCCAUUGGCUCCGUCAAGCACCCUCACCACUUCCUAUCUGUUACCAAGCCUGGUGUUGUCUCCAUUGUGGGCACUGUCGGUAACCCUGACUGCUUCGUGAUUCUGCGCGGCGGCAAGAGGGGUCCCAACUAUGAUUCUGCUAGCAUCGCCGAUGCUAAGAGUAAGCUCGAAGCUAAGGGACUUGCACCUCGUCUAAUGGUAGACUGCAGUCACGGGAACUCUGAAAAGAACCACAAGAACCAACCUAAGGUUGCUGCUGUGCUCGCUGAACAGAUUGCUGCGGGUGAGACCGCUAUCAUGGGUGUCAUGAUUGAGAGUAAUAUCAACGAAGGUGCCCAGAAGGUUCCGCCAGAGGGCAAGGCUGGCCUGAAGUACGGUGUCAGCAUUACCGAUGCUUGCAUUAACUGGGAGGAUACUGAAUCUGUCCUGGAGGUUUUGGCACAGUCUGUGCGCGCUCGCCGGCAAAAAUUGACCGGUAACUAA
Molecule: messenger RNA, 1116 nt
Organism: Penicillium odoratum
Lineage: Eukaryota; Fungi; Ascomycota; Eurotiomycetes; Eurotiales; Aspergillaceae
Product: 3-deoxy-7-phosphoheptulonate synthase
Exons: 4
Coding region: 1-1116 (371 amino acids)
Biological process (GO): aromatic amino acid biosynthetic process
Cellular component (GO): cytoplasm
Molecular function (GO): 3-deoxy-7-phosphoheptulonate synthase activity
Source: RefSeq, a predicted model, not a curated record